Mytilus californianus (California mussel) is the source of this 4545-nucleotide messenger RNA. RefSeq names its product RNA polymerase II-associated protein 1-like. NCBI's taxonomy places the organism in Eukaryota, Metazoa, Mollusca, Bivalvia, Mytilida, Mytilidae. The record is from RefSeq and is a predicted model, not a curated record. Gene Ontology annotation, biological process: transcription by RNA polymerase II. Gene Ontology annotation, cellular component: nucleus. The transcript is spliced from 31 exons. Bases 150 to 4253 code for a protein of 1367 amino acids.
AAAAAUGGCUGCGCCCAUCUAGCUUUAUUUUGCUGACAAGCACAAGAUUUGGACACAGAUUUUCCCAAUUUCGUUUGAUUAUCAUUCAAAUUUAUCGCGGUAUAUCGAAGAUCCUGUAAACUGGAUACAAGUAAAGCUGUAUCAAGAAGAUGUUUUCUAGACCAAAACCUGGGGAAUCUGAAGAUGAUUUACUCAAAUUUCAACAAGAAUUUCUGGCAAACCAAACAAAAGCAGCUGCUGCUGUUGUGAAAAGAGGAGAUAAACGAAAGUCUCAAGAUGGAAGUCAAUCUGAGGAUAAGAGGGAUGUUGUUGAAUUAGAAGGUUUACCAUCUGAAGUUCCUUCUGAACACAUUCCAGUAAAGAAAUCAAAGUUUCGGAAGUCUCAAGAACAGAAAUCAAAACUUUCAAGAGAUGCAACAUUUGAUCCUGAAGAAGAAAUGGAUAAACAUGACACACAUAUGGCAGCGGUUUUGACCAAAAUAAUUGAGAGGGAUACUAGAAAUGAUGGUGUGUCUUUACCCAAUCCAUGUGCUGAAGGAUUUCCUAAAGUGCAGCAUCUUGAACAGCAAAAUCUGCCAAAUCAACCCACAGCCAAAACAGGGAAAAAGAAGAAAAGUUUAUUUGCACAACAGUUCAAUGCCAGUGGUGCUAAAGAUUUUGGAUCAAUGGUAGAACAAGAAACUAGUAGAAUUAAAGAGGGAGAGGAACCAGAUCAAAUGGAAAUUUCUGAAGGAGGUGUAGCAGGACCUUGUGCUAUAGAAGGAACAGGCCUAAGUGCUACUUUUGGUAGGGAUGAAGCCAUAAAAAUCCACCAAGAGAAUGUACAAAAGUUACACUCUAUGCCUGAAUCUGAGAUUUUCGAAGAACAGCAAAAACUCUUAGAAGUUUUAGAUCCAAAGCUGGUGGCAUUCCUUAGAAAGAAGAAAACUGCUGGUACUGAGCAAAGCAAGAACACAUGUCUGACAGAAACCAAUUCCUCCAGUGGAAGUAAAAAUAGGAGUAAUAAGUCGCAAGCAAAACUAGAACAAAGGGAUUUACCUGUCAAACCAAAGAAAGAAUGGCCCCACAUGGAGAAGUUAGAAUAUGAUAAACUAGAAUGGUUGAAAGACUUACCACCUCCAAGUACAGACAGUAAAGAGACUGGGCAACAUGCAAGAUUUGAUUUCCAUGGCAACCUAAUGUCUGCUGAUGCUGAUGUUCCAGUAAACAUAGGACUUCAUCAUCAUGGUGACGAACCUGAGAGGCCUGGUUACACAUUAGAAGAAUUAUUCCACUUAGCUAGGAGCACCAACAACCAGCAAAGAACAUUAGCUCUUCAAACUUUAUCAAAUGUUAUCUGCAGAGUAAGAUCAGGGGAGCUUGAAGCUCUAGUGCAGUCUCCUGUUCUUCCAGCUCUUAUUGAUGCAGGUGUGAUGUUUUUGUUAAGAUGGGCUCUGGAUGACACUGUUGAAAUGGUGGUAUCAGCUGCAGUGUCUGCCUUAUGUAACCUGUUGGUGUGUGACUCUGACGAGGCCUUUCUGGACAGGGUAUUCUCAUGGAAUCAAGGUUAUUGUAUUCCAACACAUCAACCAAAGUCUUCUGAAGAUGAUACAACUGAAAAAGUCAAGAAUGAAGAAGAAACACCAGAAGACCCAGAUGCAGAUCUGCUCAAAAGAGAUAUCAUUUUGUGUCUGGUAACCAGGAUGAACUUCUUGCCCCGACUGAGAUAUAUUUUGACAAAGACAAAGCCACAAGCACCUGUUGUAAUCAACAUAUUAAGUAUACUGUGUAGAUUAGCUCAUCACUCACCAAAGAUAGCUUAUGAUAUUUUUCAGUGUCCUGGUCUAUUAGAUGUAAUAUUACAGGAAUUUCUACCUACAAGUUGGAGUUUUGAUGAUACAGGGCAGCCAAUAUCGAAUGUUUAUGGAAUUCCAGUUACUAUGGCAAUGAGACUUAUGAGAUGUUUAGCACAAGCAGGAAAAAACAUGGCUUCCAUAUUGUUGACUGAUAACCAGCUUCAAGCCAGACUUUUGAGAUAUAUGGUUGAAGUAAAUCCAAUGUCUCUGCAACUACCCAAAUUGGAAGCUUACAACCUACAGACUGAGAGUUACAGGACAUGGAAAGUCUGUCUUUUGUAUGGUCUCUCAACAGAAACUUAUAUAGAUAUGUUUCCAGUUAUAAUAGAAAAGUUAAAGAUUAUAGAAGAGAAUAUUAGUAAUGAGUCUUUGACGGAUAAUCAGAUCAAUAACUACAUAGAGCUUAUUGGAGCCCUGGAGGCUGUGGUUCAUGUUGCUGGUUCUAAUAAAAACCAACAAGCAAAGUUUAACAGAAGUCAGGAAGGCCAAUCAAUGGAAGUUGAAAGUUCUGAGAUUGUUGCUAUGCCAACUAUCAACUGGGGUCAUAUUGCUGAUCUCCUACAUCCUAUGUCAAGGUCACUUACUAAAAUUUUAAACUACAUCAAAGAUAAUUAUCAAUUUAAGAAACUGGAUCUUCAGUGUGCAUCUGUUUGCCUAAAUUUUAUCACAUCUUAUUAUUCAAGAUUGUCAAAUCAGUCUGGACCAAACACAGUGGACUAUUUACAACAGAUUGAAGCCUACUGUGAUGAGGUAUUAUUACCAUGUUGGCAGUCCAUUGGUUUUCGUGUCAUACUUGAAAGACUAGGUCAGUUUUCAAACAUAUUAAAUCCUCCAGCUGAAAAAAGAAAAGAAUGUGUACAUAGUUUACCAUCCCUAGGGUGCUCCUCACUAAAGGAGGAUAAAAUGCUACCUGUAAUCCAUAAAGGAAGUCCAUGUGGAUUCGUAACAGCCUUAUUAAAUCAGAUUCAUACAUUGUGUCAUAUUCAUAAAGGACUUCAGGAUAAAAUUUUGCCAUUCGUGCUGAAAGAUGCUGACAUUGCAAGCUACAUGAAAAAAGUUGCUGGUAGUAAACAAGGUCAUCUCCAUAGCAACUACUUUACCAGAUUUGAAAAUCUGUUACAGUAUUAUUAUCUUAAACUUGCAGUUAUGUGGGAUAAAGACAUACUUUUUGAUGCCACUAUUCUGCAAUGUUUAACCUUGAAAUUACUGACAAGGUUACAUCACGGUGAUGAAUUUAUUGCACAUGAUUUGUUCUCAACAGUACUAUUCAGACCAACGUUAUGGAGUAACCAAUCAGAAACGGAGACCCUGGCGUCACUAGAGAGCUUGAGGCUCUCUGACAUCACACAUCUUCGCAGUGCUACACAGCAAGAGUUUACUUUUACCUGUACCCAGCUGACAUCAGCAGCUAGAUCACAGCUACCCAGUAUUAGAGCUACAUACAUUAAAGCUUUCAGUUAUUUUGAAAAAGAGGCUUUUGUGUCAAGACAUUUGUUUCAUAUGAAUCCACUCGAAGUACAGAAAUUACUUACCUCCAGCACAGAAGAGUUCUUGUUGCCUGCUGACUGGAUGUACAUGCCACUCGUUUAUUUAUAUAAUCAUUUUAGCUCUGUUGGAACAGAAGUACAGAAUGCAUUAUCAGUGGGUGAAACUGAAACAAUAUCUAAUGUUCUGAAAUGGAUAUUCCUGCUAGAGAGAGAUCAGUCUGAAGUCAUGUCAGCAAUAUCUAUAACACUGAAAAUAUCAAGAUUGAUGUGCACAUUUUUAACAGGAAAUGAUUUGUUCCUUGACAAGACUGUCCACUGUUACCUGGCAGCUUUCCUCAGAGAGUAUACAAAACCAAUGAAUCUAAAUAUGAUGAAUUUUGAAGAAAGUAUACCUGGGUUGUUGUCAUUUUAUGAUUUUUACAUCACAGUCCUUCACCAGUUUGAGGCUGUGUCAUUUGGAGAUUCUUUGUUUUGUUGUUAUGUCCUCAUUCCAUUACAACAACAACAUGGACUGGAAUUAAGGAGGUCUAUCUGGACAGAACAUAGGGGAAUACUUAGAACUCUAUACUUGCCUGUCACAGAGAUGUUGAUUCCAAUAGAGAGAUAUUUAUAUCCAGAAGAGACAAACAUAGAAAUGAUACGACUUUAUUAUGAGUGUUUGUUGUCAUUAACAGUACGACCCAGAUGGGCCCCUGUGUUAUACAUGGUUGCUGUUCAUCAUGUUAAUAGAUUUAUUUAUACACAAGAUACUAAACACACUAAGUUAAAGCAUGCCAUGUUAAAAGAGGCACUUAGAGGGGAAUACAAGGAUCUUUGUCAUCAUCUACUGUACUACAAACAACCUGAUGUUACUAUGGGUUUUGGAAUGGAAUUCUAUCAAACUUUACCAGAUAUCAGGCAACAGUUGCUCGACACUUUACAGAGUCACUAAUAUUGGACAUCAUCUUUGUGACAGUUUUCCAAGGAAGUUAUAUAUCAUUUUGUCUCUCUGAAGAGUGACUGAUUUCUUCACAAUACUUUACAGUGUUUAAAGAAUAACUCAUAAUUAUCAGAAAACACUGUUUGAGAGUUGACAGACUAACUAAUAUUGGACAACAUUUUCUCGUCAGUAUAGCAUUAACUUGUAUGUGUUUAAUGCAUACUGUUACCAGGCAACAAUUUCAUCUGAUAUUUGAACACUUUGCUGAUUUUUUAAUGUCAUGAAUUAAACAUGAAAAAACUGA